Molecule: messenger RNA, 3648 nt
Organism: Solea senegalensis (Senegalese sole)
Lineage: Eukaryota; Metazoa; Chordata; Actinopteri; Pleuronectiformes; Soleidae
Product: alpha-1,6-mannosylglycoprotein 6-beta-N-acetylglucosaminyltransferase B-like
Exons: 18
Coding region: 409-2829 (806 amino acids)
Biological process (GO): protein N-linked glycosylation
Cellular component (GO): Golgi apparatus
Molecular function (GO): alpha-1,6-mannosylglycoprotein 6-beta-N-acetylglucosaminyltransferase activity
Source: RefSeq, a predicted model, not a curated record
GUCGCGCGGUGCUGCUAGCUUCACUGUGAAGUUGCGACGCGCGUGCACCCAGCCCCUCUUCAUCACGAGAGACACGAGGACACACUUUUACUUACAUGUUGGACAACAACCAGGUUUCUAUUAUUACUAGCUCGGGAUUUAACACACACACACACACACCAGCAGCGGUUUUAGCUCAGCUUCACGGUGUUCUCCUUGCGACGGAGGCACACGAAACGGGACGUGGUGAAUUAAACUUUCUACCGUUCCCCUUUUCGGAGCGAUAAAGAAGCGUUUCAUGGGUGCGUUGUUUCUCUAAAACAACAGUGGACCGCGUGACGUAUACGGGACGCACAUACAAAUGUUUGGCCACCUGAAGUUCCAGCUCGAGAAGUCUACAACAAUGUCAGGGGUCGCCCUUUUUGGAAAAUGAUUGCUGGCAGCAUCGACGGUAAAAUAAUGGUCAGAAGAUGUCUAGUCACGUUCAAACCGUUCAGGAUAUUCGUGGUGGGAAUAGGAUUUUUCAGCCUGUGCUUUCUAAUGACAUCUCUUGGGGGGGAAUUCUCAGCCAAGAGAUUGGGGGACUCCCCCUUCACCAUCCGCACAGAAGUCCUGGGAGGUGUGGAGUCACGUAGUGUGCUGAGGAAGAUCAGUGACACGCUGGAGGUGAUUCUGAAGAAGAUGGACAGCCUGUCCAAACUCGACAACACCUCCACCACUGAUGCACGGCGUCUGGAUGAGCUCAGUUCUGCUAUCAACAGGUUUCAGCCAGCGGGCCUGGUGGAGAGGAUCCAAGCUAUUGCCCAGAACGUCUCCAACAUGGCCAUCAGGGUAGAGCAAAUACUGCAGAACAGCAUGGUGCAAGGAAGAGCAGUCAGCAGAGAUGGAACAUCGAGUCAAUGUGAAGUUCCAAGAGACCCACGCUUUCCGGAUUGUCCAGGGAAAGUAGAUUGGAUGCGUGCACGUUGGACAUCGGACCCCUGCUACGCCUUCUAUGGUGUCGACGGUUCAGACUGCUCCUUCCUCAUCUAUCUGAGUGAGGUGGAGUGGUUCUGCCCACCAUUGGUCUGGAGGAAUCACAGCAGCCCCCCCACACAACAUACACAGCAGACAAAGGCUCCUAAGAGACAAGCUGCUUUCCGCACAGAUCUCUCUGUACUGCUGGACCAGGUCGGGACAGGAAAAGAGUCCCUCAGUUUCAUGAAGCGCCGGAUCCGCCGUCUUGCACAGCAGUGGACAACGGCCGCCAACCGCCUGGAUGCCAAGCUGGAGCAACGUUGGAGGGACCAGAAGAAGAUCUUGAUCCAUGUAGGCUUCCUGACUGAGGAGUCUGGAGAUGUUUUCAGUCCCAAGGUGCUAAAGGGAGGUCCACUGGGAGAGAUGGUGCAGUGGGCUGACAUCCUCACAGCUCUCCAUGUUCUGGGACAUAACCUGAAGAUCUCCAUGUCUGUCAAGGAGCUGCAGGGGUUUCUUGGUGUGCCUCCAGGCAGAGGCAGUUGCCCACUCACUGGCCCGCUGCACUUUGACCUCAUCUACACUGACUACCAUGGCCUGCAGCAGAUGAAACAGCACAUGGGGCUCUCACUCAAGAAACACAAAUGUCAUAUCCGGGUGAUCGACACCUUUGGGACGGAGCCGGCCUACAAUCAUGAGGAGUAUGCAACGCUACAUGGCUACAGGACCAACUGGGGUUACUGGAACCUUAAUGCCAAGCAAUACAUGACCAUGUUCCCUCACACACCAGACAAUUCAUUCAUGGGUUUCGUUUCGGAGGAGCUGAAUGAGACCGAGAAGAGGAGCAUCCAGCAGAACAAAGUCAACAACAUGGCAGUUGUGUAUGGAAAAGAGGCCAGCAUGUGGAAGCUUCAGCAGGGUAAGGAAGGUUUCCUGCAGAUUCUCCACAGGUACAUGGAAGUCCAUGGCACAGUCUAUUAUGAGACUCAGAGACCUCCGGAGGUCCCAGCCUUUGUGAAGAACCAUGGCCUGCUGCCCCAGCAUGAACUGCAGCAACUGCUGCGUAAGGCCAAGCUCUUUAUCGGAUUUGGUUUCCCCUAUGAAGGCCCCGCCCCUCUUGAAGCAAUAGCCAAUGGCUGCAUUUUCCUUCAACCCAAGUUCCACCCACCGCACAGCUCUCUCAAUCACGAGUUUUUCAGGGGCAAACCCACUUCCAGAGAGGUGUCGUCCCAGCACCCGUAUGCAGAGCAGUACAUCGGAAGACCACAUGUCAUGACAGUGGACUACAACAACUCCCUGGAGUUUGACUCUGCCAUCAGGGAAAUUAUGAGGACCAAGGUGGAGCCGUAUCUGCCUUAUGAGUACACCUGUGAGGGAAUGCUGGAGAGAGUCCAUGCCUACAUACAGCAUCAGGACUUCUGUGCACCAAAGCCUCCCUUCGUUCCAGCCAACCUCACCAGACACGGGUCUGCUGGUGGCAACAGGAUAACAGCACCUCUGUUUGUUCCCCUGCCCAAUUCCACAGCGCUUGGCUGGUCGUCCAGUGUGACAGCUCCCGCUGUCUGGCCUCCGCUCAGUUCCCUCAGGCUGCUCGUAUCUCAAGAGGGUCAGUCCUGCGUGGAGGCAUGUCAGUCAGCUGGCUUCAUCUGUGAGCCUUCUCACUUCCGCUUCAUUAACAACAAGGAGGCGCUACGCAGGUUGGAGGUGCAGUGUGAUGUCAUAGACUCGGAGAUCAACCACAUCCUUCCCGCCUUCUCCGUGGUGCGGCAGGAGUGUGGCCUCCAGCAGGACCCCCUUCUCUUCAGCUGUGCAGGUCAUUCCCCUAAAUACAGGCGUCUUUGCCCCUGCAGAGACUUUCGCCACGGACAGGUGGCGCUGUGCAGAAACUGUCUAUAAUUACAGGGCAGGCGAAGGACAGUGGAAAGAAUUAGUCGCAGAUUUGGCGAGGUAAAGGGACACUGUGAGGACACCGCAGUCAGAGCAGCUAGGACAGAUCCGACAAAAGGUGGAGCAGCUUCCCCCGAAAAUGUAGGGUGAUGAGGAACCGGCAUGCAGUGUUAUGAAGAGCUGGAUAGAAGCCAGCGUGAUUGUGGUUGACUGUAGAUGUUAAAGCAGCAGUUAUACAGUGCUGUACUGUAACUAGCUGGAGACACAUAGACGCAAAACUUCUUAAAACAGGGUAGUGACACCAGGUGUUAUUACAGUUAGGAAGUAUACACUACUGAAAGGUAAAGGUUUGGUUGCUACCCACCAACCAACUUUUACAGUAACCCUCUGACUAUGUGAUAAUACUUUCUACAAAAUGUGAAACGGAUUUCAUUUUUUUUGUGAACUGCGUCUCACAAAAAAAGCAAACAUGUGGUUUCCGUUGUAAAAUGUACAUUUUGGAGAACCUCGGUAUUUGGACACGAGUGUCAAUCCCUGACAGAGUCUUCAAAAAUCGUGGCUUGGAGAAGACAACCUCGGGUCAAUAUUCAAUCUCCUCUCUGCACUUGGACAAAGGAUGAUGGACAGCUGGGUUAUCUCCCCGAGUCUUUCCUCCCUCCUCCAGUGACAGUUGGAGUCAUUUAUCAGACUUAACACAAGUCUGAGGCAACACUGGUCAAAGCAAUCAUCUCUGGUCACAAAAAGACAGAAGGAGGACAGAGGACAAAGAUAAAGUGUACAAGAUUAUUUUUCAAUAAAUAAGCUUUCAAAGCUCUCAGUUGGAUUUUU